This is a messenger RNA of Contarinia nasturtii (swede midge), 9735 nucleotides long. RefSeq names its product protein unc-80 homolog (gene unc80). NCBI's taxonomy places the organism in Eukaryota, Metazoa, Arthropoda, Insecta, Diptera, Cecidomyiidae. The annotation marks the transcript as partial. The transcript is spliced from 37 exons. Gene Ontology annotation, molecular function: monoatomic cation channel activity. Gene Ontology annotation, biological process: monoatomic cation homeostasis. The record is from RefSeq and is a predicted model, not a curated record. Gene Ontology annotation, cellular component: cation channel complex; axon.
GCAGAAAAACGUAUCCAAAGUGCUACAGCAAAGCUGACUUCAGCUUUUAGUGUAUACAAUUAUAUUAUUAUUUUUAUUUAAAAAUGCAUGUAAAUAGUGUGUGGUGAUUGGUCCGAAAGUUGUGUGAAACGAUGAACGAUGAGUGUCUCAAAUCAAGAAGAAAAAAGCGACAGCAUCGACGAUGGAUUGCAAGAUUUGGGAAUACCAGUGCCGUUACAAACAUACUUAUGGGGUCAAAUAGCACCAUUUAUUCGUCCAAAAUUAGGAAAAUUACACGAAGCCGCAUGCAUGUUUUGCCAACACGCGCCCGGCCACUACGAACUCAAAGAAGCGUGUAAAUCAAUUGAAAAAGUUUUAGUGCAAAAUAUCCAUUUUGGUCUAUCGGUACCGUUGCAACAAGCACUUGAAUCGGUUGACCGAUGGCGAGUAGUACAAGCAGCACUGCCACACGUGAUGCAUUGCGCUGCUGCUUUACUCCAUAAUCGCGUCAAAGAUUUGCAAAUGCUUGGUCCGGCCGAAACAAAAUUGUUGUAUACAUUGCAUUGGAUAUUGUUGUUUGCAUCGGCCGAAUGUGCUGAUGAGGAGGUCGAUGCAAAAAAUGAAGCUCGCUCACAUCUAUUUUCAAUUCCGACCAUUUCGUUAUUUGUUUAUUUAUUUGCACCGAUUGUGCACCAUUUGAAAGAAUCGGACUUUCAAAAUUAUCGCCUAGAAAAUGGAAUUAAAUUAUGGCAUGGAAUGUGGGAAUUUUCAUCACCACAGGGUGCACCGUGCUUUGGAUCGGCUGUUAAACCAAAGGCAAGACAACUUUUAAACAGCCUACUCAGUCCACGUGAAUCAUUAGAUGCCUACUGUCCAAAUCAUUCACCAAAAAGUUUGGCAAUUUACGAGCUACCAAAACAUGAAGAAGAGACUGCUUGGGUUUCAUCGCCAAAAGAUAGCGUUUUUCCCGAAACAAUUCCUGAAGAAGCAUCAAGCAUAGAAGAAGAACGUGUUGUCAUUUUUCGCAUACCAAAUAAGACACAGCCUUCAUUUUAUACAGCUGAUGCAAGUAUGCUCCAACAAAGUCACGAUAAUAUUUUGAAACUGGAUGGUGACCGUUUUAAUUUUGAUAAAAUCCAACGAUUUGCGAGAAGUGAAGGUUCUUCAACGGAUCAAGAUUCGGAUGAGGAGAGCAAAUCAUCACACAAAAAUAUGAGAUUCGACACCGUUGCGGCCACUUUUCUAGAUGUUGGCGUUUUACGUUGUUUAUUUAUAUUGCAUUGGCAAGAAGAAGGUGUCUAUUGGUGCUUACAUUAUAUUUAUAAUAGGCUUCGUAAGAUAAGUGAAGAAGUGUCUGUGCCAAUUUUACAAACUCGACGACGGUCGAAUUCAUUGCCUAUACCCCAAAUUGAAAUAUCUGUUUACCAAGGAACGAAUAGCAAUAGUCGUGAUAGUCCAAGUGGAAACACGUUAAAAGAUUUUAUUGAAGUUCCUGAACAAAUGGCGCCGAAUACAUUGAACGACUGCAGUGAAACUACUGAUUCAAAAGGUCAACAUUUGGAAAAGGUUACCGGAACCAUUGAACGGCGUGCAAACAGCGAACGAAAACGAAAUGUUAAAAUUGCCAGCUUCAAAUCGCUCAUCGAAUCAAAAAUAUUUUCAAAAUCCGAAAAAGAAUUGGAACGAAUUGGUUUGAGCAAAAAACAUGCAAACGAUACAACAUCAUGCAUCUCACAAGACGAAACAGAUGCGGAUCAAUUAUUGGGCAAUACAUUGCGACAUGAUAAAAAGAUGCUUUCACGAUCAGCAUCGGUGAUAUCAACCAAAACUGUAACGAAUUUAGUUAAAGGGAAGAGUAUGCCAAGUUUGACAUGCAAAUAUGUGGAAAAUUCCACGGUAAUUCGGUGUUCACAAUCGUCCGGUCCGCGCACAUCAUUUUAUUCAAAAAAUCCUAUAAUUACGGUGACUGAGCAUACGCCGGUUCCAUCGCCCGAAUAUAUGCGUCGUCAAGGUUCAUACGAUUCCCAAUUGGAAAUAAUCAGUCAAUCGGGUAGUCAAAUUGGAUUUCGAUCACAUAUGUUGCGUUCGCACACCGAUUCUCAUAUUGAUUACAGCGGUGCCGAUGAAUCAGAAGCGCCCGGUUCCGCAUUUUAUAUAACACGCGAGGGAUCAAUCAAUUACGAAGUGGUUUUGCUUGCCGUGUACAUGGUAUUCAAACGAGAAUCGAACACUUGUUCAUUGCGGGUGUUAGAAACUGGUUUGAAUAUUACGGAAGUGUUAUUGGAUCUGGGUGUGGUAAAAACCAGCGAACAUGCUCAUCAUUUGGUUAUGGGAAUUAUAAAGCGAACUUGGCUUCAUUUGGGAUGCCCACACGGAUGUAACGAAGGUAUUCGCGGUCCACCGGCCGAAUUUUUACGCACACAAUGUCAAUCGAUUUUAUCACGAAUGUUGCGACAAGAGCCAUCCAACACACGACAAUAUCUACGAAAAAUGAUCAAAACCACACAAUUACAUGAACUUGUUGAAUUUUUCCAUGCAUUUGUUGGUUUUUGCGUCGAUCCAUCUUCACUUCUUUCACCGCUGAGUCACAAGCGACAUUCGGCGUUCAAAACUCUAAAUCCCGAUAUAAAUAAUAUGGCAAACAAUUAUGCAACAAAUUUUGGCGGUGGUGCCAAUAAUGGAACUGAGGCUCAAGUAAUUGCGGCUGUUUUCAAAUCAUUAGUGACACGAUGUGUUCAAUCGUUUAAAGAAUUGAAAUGUCAAGACAAUAUAGCACUUUAUUCUGAUGUUAGACAAUUAAUUACGUAUAUAAAAAAUGCACAUGGCGGCACAUUUCGACGUGUCGCAUUAAGCGGCUCGAUAGACGUAACGCCAAAACCGCAUAAAAAAGCAUACGAUUUACAAACGACUCGUGUCAUCAGACAUAUUCAACAUAGUGACGCCUCGUCGUAUCAACAAGAUGAUAAAUUUCAACGGAAAUUAUUCUUCAAAAAACGUAGCACCUCUUCAGCGUGUGCGAGUUUACUCGAAACAGAAGGUCAAGAGGAGCAAGUGUGUGAAAAUCAAAGUCCACUUUCGAAUGUAACUCGACGAACCAUUUCGAAUCAUCCAACACUCACACCAAAGCACAGUGAACGUGCAUUCUUUCCCGAUACACAUCAAAGAUCCGAACGCAAUUCAGUUGGUCGCUUAGGUGAAAUUGUGCGCUGGUUCCGCGGAUCAAAGGAUGUAACGGCUGAUAUGGAGUCUGGUGUUUUUGGAUCAAAUUUGGCUGCGUCAAUUCUCCGUCAUGGAUCGUUUAAAAGUCGACGUAGCGAUGGAAUUGGUAGGUCAUUACAGCGGGUACGACGACGUGUCGAACGACGUUUGGGUAGAAUCGGUUUGGGAAAAGGGAAAAAAGUCGUUGGUGGAGUUGAAGAAGCAACCGGAAGCUGUUUCAGUCGAAGAUCAUCGUUUGAGUAUGGUGAAGGUUCAAAAGAAUCGGAAAUUGUGGUGCUGAAAGAGCGUCGAUUAAUUCCAACAAAACCAGUUUGCGAAGGAAUGCAACGAUUCAAUUUUUUGCUUGAAGUUUGUGUGCCUGGAACUGUUCCAGAUCCACAACUAAUUGGUGCAAUUAUGGACUUGCCAAAUGCUCCGAUAGUAACACGGGCUGCACUUCUAUUGGAAUGUGCUCAUUAUGUGCAGAAAGCGAACAAUAACCAGUGGGCAUCGUGGAUAAAACAGAAUUUAACAUCAUUUCGUCCAUCGGGUCCAAAUAUUAGUUCACGAAUUCCAUCUGCAUCUGGUGUGCGCCGAACACAUAUUCUACAACGUGCGGCUGGCAAAAUGUUUUAUCAAUGGGGCGAAGUGAUUGGCAUGCGUCUAGAAGAGAUGCUCAUAAAAGAGAAACAAAAUUACGAUAAACUUGAUGCCACGCUAAGUGAUGCAGACAAACAAAAUGAAUUGGUUCAACAAGACGAGGAAGAAGAUUUCUUGGACGAAGCAUCGGUUAAUCCAAAUGGGAACAGUUGUCCGCCGGCAUUGAGGUUGAUUGCAUGCCUUGUUUUAUAUGAAAUAACCGCAUUUUUACGUGAAACCUAUCAAACAUUGCCGAAAACAUCGAAAUUAUCAACCAAAGAAAAGCCAGCACCAUGGGAGAAAAUUUAUCGUGAAGCAAACCGUCGCUGGUCGAUGGCACUUAGCUCAAUGGGCCAUUCACAAACGUCCGCACAAAGCCUGCAAAGCAUCGCUGGCGGUGAUAAUGAACGUAAAAUCUCAUUUGUAUUACACGAACCAGACAAUGAAUCCGAAAAUAGUAGCAACACAACGGUUACAAUGCAAGGCGAAGAAACGAAUAAUGCAACACCAGUCGCAAGCAGUAUUCAACAAAGACGACCCUUAGCAAAUGUAAGACCAUUCUUAUUGCGACGUGGAACGCAAGCACAAGCUCCGGCUGGCGGCUCAUUCAAACGACGUUCGCUGAAAUUACGACGCGGAACGAAAGAAAGCAAAGACCUUGAGAGUGAUUUACGACGAACGGACUCAAUUCAAUCUCGGCGCAAAGUUUCAUCGAUAUCGGAUCGAAGUGAUACUUCGGAGCCCGGCAUUGCAAGCGGUGGAGAGGAGUCACCGGGAAUUUUGAGUGACGAACCACCACCUGAAUCACCGUGUGACUCGAAUGAAACUGAUGAAACGGGAAAAACAAUACCCUGGAUAAAAUCAACACUUAAAAUGAUGAAUUCAUUCCAUUAUUACUGUACGCAUCAGAAUUAUUGUCAUCCAUUUUGCUAUCGUCGUCACAUUCGCGCUUCAUCAAGACUUAUCAAAGCCGUUCGCAAAGUGUACGGUGAUCAAUUUGGCAUCGAAGAGCCACAACAAGAAUUUCUACCAGAUAGCACCAAACAUACAGGGCGUAAAGAUCGCCGAAAUCGAAAAGUUUCCGAUCAGAAUAAUUCACAAACCUCAUUGCGGCAUAAGGAGAAUCUUGCACAUGUCCUGGGUGUAAGCGAUAAAUCAUCGGAUAAAAAGCCUGAAGAAAAUUCUCUCGUAUUGAAAUACAUAAAAAAUCAUGUUCGCGAAUUGUUCCACAUCCCAAUGGCAAUCAUGAUAAAAAGUGCAGUUGUUUUGACUGAAGAUCUAUUUAUCGAAGUAAUACCAGCUGCAUGGGAGCUAUUAUUGGAAGAAAAUCCGGAAAUCUCAACAUCGGCCGCGGCUCUGUUCAUAAUUGCGUCGGUAAGAGCGCCAAAUUUUGCAUCGGAAAUAAUGCAACGCGCUCUGAAGCACAAAAACCCCGACAUUCGUAUUCGAGCCAUUUUACGUUAUCAAGUUUUAUGGAAAAGUCGUUUUCAAGUGUGGCCACGAAUGGAAGAGGGUGCUCAUGUUUCAUUCAAAGUACCACCGCCUGGAAUCGAAUUUACAUUACCAUCGCCAAAAAUUGGAAUCGAAAGUUUACCGGUCGUUGAUCCACCUUGGUGUCCUCGUUAUCAAAACAAAGACAUGGAAGUACAGUUGAAUCAAGAGCAACACCGUUCAUUUGUAACGGCAACAAAAACACGAAAGAAACAACAAACCGAAGCCAUUCAUUAUGCAAUUAAACAACAAGAAGAUAAACAACGAGCCGAACGUGAAAGUUUUCUUUUGACAACCAUUCCAAUUACACAACAAGCAUCCCAUGCGCCUGGUUUGGAUCACUCGGGCGAAGAUCAUAAUGAAGUCGAAGAUGAAGGUGAAAUGGGACGUGUACCGGCUCAUUUGCAUGCGGCUCACUCAUUAUUCCCAUCGGUGUUGUGCUCGUCGGUCAUGCAAAUUGUUGCCUGUUUAGACGAUGCGGCCGUAAACUCAGAAGGUGUGGCGGUUUAUGGCGUUGCCUAUCAAGUCAUUUGGGUUUGUUUGGUCGAAGAUUCAGCACUAUUUUUGCGAUAUGUUUUGGAGCGUUUGACACGCGAUCGACAAGAUCAAAUGUUUAAGCUAUUGCGCCAUUUAAUUCGAUUCGUUCCACGUCUACCACAACAAGCAGCAUUCGCACUAUACAAUUACAUCAUUGGAUAUGUCAUGUUCUACGUUCGAUCAUCACACGAAUCCAGUCAAGAGCUGGUCGGAGCUGCACUUUCAGUUUUAUGGAUGGUCGUUCACAGUGUUCAUGGAAUCAUGUUCAAAGACUUAAAACAAAUUCUACGAAAAGAACAAUGCGAUGCAUCAAUUUUAUUAACAGCCAACGUUCCAUCGGCAAAGAAGAUUGUCGUUCACGGACCCGAAGAUGAAGGUGGUAUUCCAUCUCAGUUUCCCGUUCAAGAAGAGACGCAAUUCCUUCAAUUGCUGCGUGAAUCCUUGGAUUUCUUUAGCAUUGACGAAAAGUUCCACAGUACACAUGUAUUGAUUGAUUACAAAACACAGAAAAUUUUGAAUCCCAACUGGUAUGUGCGCGAUUUGUAUUUCUUCAAACGUUCACAAUAUCCACAGUUGCGUUUAGUUGAGAUGCCAUCGCAAGAAGCAUUCAAUGCACUUCAGACGCAGGAAUUAGUAAAGAAAUUUGUCGAAAUCGGAAAAGUGCAUCUCAUUUGGGCCAUUUUGAAGAACGUGGAUAUGGUUGUGCAACGCGUUGUAUUUUUGCACGAAGAAUUAAUGAAAUUGCCAUUCUUUCCGCGAAAAGCGCUCGAGUCCGAUUUGGAUUUGUAUCAAGGCGGAGAGCUGGGAAAAGAAUUAUUGGGUUUGGAUGUUCUGCAUAAGUUUAUGUGGGUUCGUUUGAUUGCUCGUAUGUUUGAAGCGAUGUCCGGAAAUUUCGCAUAUUCCGGUGACAUUCAUUUGUUUUUAAAUGUUUUAUCUGGUGCUGCAAUUCUCCACUCUGAGGACGCGUGCAUAAUGCGAUACGUUAUGGCCACAUUCAUAAAUGCUGCCUUUAAUUUUAAAAAUGUCUUUUCCACAAACGGAUACUUUCUCAUUAUGCCCACUCUAUUACAAGUCUAUUCGUUUCAUCAAACCAACAAACUUGUAACCACGACCAUUGAAUAUGCUGUUAAACAAUUCUAUUUACUGAAUCGUAAACCAUUCAUCAUGCAAAUGUUCGGAGCCGUAUCGGCGAUUUUGGACACAGACGAAGAGGGUGUUUAUGGUGACGCGUCGAAAGUACAAUCGAGUUGCCUUUUCAAUCUUCUUUUGAGCUUGGAAACACCGUCGCCGGAUCCAUUGAAUAUUGCUGAAUUGAUAAAAGAGCCAACACCAUUAAAAGCAAUUGAUUUCUGCUAUCACGACGAAGACGAAAUGGUCACUGUUCUUGAUUGCAUUACACUCUGUGUUAUGGUUGUUUCAUAUUCUGCCGAAAAUACACGUGGAUAUCAAAUGCUUAUAAUUUUGGAAGCAAUUCUCCCAUGUUAUAUGCAGCAGAUUCAAUCACCGUCCUAUAUCCAAUCGGAAAGUAAAACUGAACGUGAAAUUAUUCUUCAAUUGGCCGUAGCCGUUCGUACUAUGGUUCACAACAGCGAAGGAUUGGCAAAGAGCUAUAAUGGACCAUACCGAAAUAGUCCGGAGCACAAAGGAUCGAGCCAGAGAAACUGCAGCAGAGGACCACCGGUAUCACCGGGCUUAGACUUUGAAGAUGAAUCACAUUCAAAAUAUGUCAGCGAUGUUGGCAGAAAUAAAAACUAUGAGACACCCGAAGACUCAGAAGCGAUUCGCACGAAUUUUCGGCGAGCAAGAGAUGUAUUGUUGUCAGUUGUUGGAGAAUUUAUUAGCAGAUCAUCGACACGCCUAACUGAAUUGGCGAAAAAGCAAUCGAUGACCGAUACCAAAAAUGUCGAAUUACUUGAUGUAAAAUGCCACAUUCGUCUAGCCGAUAUUGCUCAUUCAUUGCUGAAAGUGUCGCCAUACGAUCCGGAUACAAUGGCUUGCAGAGGUUUACAGAGAUAUAUGCUAUUCAUUUUGCCUCGAGCCGAAUGGGCAAAUGAUGCAUUGAAAGCUGCACUGGUACAAAUUCUACGGCGUUUGGAUAAAGUGUUUUUGAAAAUUUCGAAGAAACCAUCAAUUCGGCGAAAUACGGAUUGGGAAGCGGCUGCUGGCCUCUUAAAAGGAAUUCAUGAGACAAUAGUUCGUCAUCCGUACGUUUUACACUGGCAACAAAUAAAAACCCUAUUUAGUACGGUGCAAAAUUUGAUUGUAAAUGAGCCGGGUUCAGCGGCCGAAGGUGUGUCCAGUGGUGCUGGAAAUGCAGUUGUAACACAAAAUCCUCCACCCUUCUUUUGUUCGACGGUUGUUCGUUUGAUUGCAUUACAAUUGAUAAGCCCGGUGCAAGUGCAUUCAUUGGAGCAUGUAUGCGGUGGUAACUCGGAAUUUGCGACACAAGAGAAAGCUGAAGGAUUUUUACUUCAUCUGUUGAUGCCAUUGUGCUUAAAAGUAUGCAGCGGUCGUGGUGUGUCCGAUGUUGGUUUACUUCGUCAAACUGAUAUAUCAUUUUUGGUGGCGGCCACAUUGAAUGCAAUGAGCCCACUUGCCGGUAGGACAGGACAAGUUGGUACGGCAGUUAACAGAACAGUUGGUGAUCUAAGAGCUGGUUCAUUAACCUUUACAGGUAGCCGAGAUGCCAAACGACCAGCACGAAUCAGUGGAAGCCUAUACCAAGCCGGUUUUCUAUCACUCCGCAUUCUUUGCAUAUGUUUCGAACAACGAUUGGGUCAAGAAUGGCCGCGAAUUGUGCGCGUUAUGCGCGAUUUAGGCAGACGAAAUGAAGCCGCUCCAGAAUUAUGGAGCUUCUUAGAAUUUGUUGUAACCCAUCGAACACCUUUGUAUAUUUGUUUAAUGCCAUUCAUUUUGCACAAGAUUUCCCAGCCGCCAAUCGGCGAUCAUGAACGUCACAUGCAACAUUUGAUUCGUGAACGAAUGAAAGGAACACCCGAGCCGAAUAUGAUAAAAUCACGCGGAGCCUUGCUCCUUGAAUUGGCACGUGAGCUGCGCGAAUUAAAAGAAGAAUUAGAAGAACGAAGAUAUGAAAAAGAGCCCGAACCAUCAAAACGUGAAGUAUCACAAAUUCCACCGCCAUCUGAACCACCGAAGCAUCAACAACGGCCCUCGUUAAUUUCAUUGUUUACCGGUGGCCAACAUUCCACAUCGCAUUUAUCAUCCCUAUAUCACAUCGAUUCACGACCCGUAGCCGCACUUUGCACACAAUUAACGCAACACACCCUUCAUCCACCACGGAAUGAAUCAUUAUCGAGUAGUUCAACGGUAACGAAAGAAGCCAUUAGCGAAGGUUCAAUAACCAUAAACCCGAACAAUGCAGGAAAUGGAUCGUCAACGGUACUAGGUGGUUCAUCCGUUGGUAGCAUAUCGGAAGCGACAACAGUUCCUCAUCUAACGCAUUCAAUGUCGUUGCAACAGCAAAAUUCAUGGAAAAUGCAACCGCCACGAUUGCGUUUUGUUUCGUCGGUUGAAUUUAAGCAUUCGUCUGGUGAAACGUCGACAACGCCCUUAGAAAGUCCGACCGAAUAUAGUUCAGGUGAAAAUAAUAAACCAUCACGAUUGCAACGUUCCAAAGCAAGCAGCCGUAAAACGUUUCGCAGUCGACGCGGAAGACAACCACCAUCAUCAUCACAAGUUGGCCAAGAGAAUCAAUCAUCGGAUCAAUCCGAAAUGCAACCGCCAAAACCAACUGCCAUAGCCGCUGAUUUGUCAUGGGAUUCAGUGUCACAAACAUCAUCGACGUCUGGCUAUCGUGAUAACAAUAGUCUUCAAACCGGCCUACUUUCACCAGACAGCUCAUUAACCUACGGUAUUCCACAAAAUAUGACA